This is a messenger RNA of Puntigrus tetrazona (Sumatra barb), 2669 nucleotides long. RefSeq names its product tumor necrosis factor receptor superfamily, member 1B (gene tnfrsf1b). Gene Ontology annotation, biological process: positive regulation of membrane protein ectodomain proteolysis; intrinsic apoptotic signaling pathway in response to DNA damage; positive regulation of myelination. NCBI's taxonomy places the organism in Eukaryota, Metazoa, Chordata, Actinopteri, Cypriniformes, Cyprinidae. Bases 133 to 1452 code for a protein of 439 amino acids. The transcript is spliced from 9 exons. The record is from RefSeq and is a predicted model, not a curated record. Gene Ontology annotation, molecular function: tumor necrosis factor binding; tumor necrosis factor receptor activity.
ACUCUCUUCAGAGGUCUGCUGUGCUUGUGUCAAACACGCAGUCGCUUCCUGGUUACAGGGGGACUACCGUUCAACAUUUCCGGGAGUGAUGGUCAGUUAUUUGAGUUCAGUCGCACGGGUCGCUGAAGGAUCAUGCUGAUUAACAUCUCACGGUUAUUAUUUAUGGCGGCGGUGUGGCGUGUGGCAGAAGGAAAGACACCUCUGCCAUAUGGAUCAGAUGGAAAAUGUAACAAUGCAUCCUCUGAAUAUUAUGUCAAAAAAUUGAAACUUUGCUGCAGUAAAUGCAACCCAGGGACUCAUCUGAAGUAUGAGUGCACUACUAAUUCAGACACCGUCUGUAAUCCCUGCCAAGAUGGACAUUACUCAGAAAAUCAUAACCAUUUUCCCAAUUGUUUCUCUUGUCAAAAUUGUAAAGAAGUGAAAGGACUGAUUUAUGGCACAAACUGCUCUGCUAAUACCAAAGCUGUUUGCGUCUGCGCAGAGCCCGGGAUGUUCUGUUCUAAUCUUAAUUUCAAUAAUGAAUGUGAGGAAUGUAAAAAAUAUAAAUCCUGCAAACCUGGUCAAUAUGUCUCCAAAAAAGGAACACCUAGAUCUGAUUUCAGGUGUACAUCAUGUCCGCCUGGACACUUUUCAGACCACAUAAAUGCUGAGCAGUGUAAACCACACACACAAUGCGAAGGCAGGUCAGUUUUAAGACUCGGCGAGUCUACAACUGACACAUUGUGUGAGAAGACACCACCACCAUCAACAACAACAACAACAACAACAACAACAACAACGUUCACAAGUUCACCCAAGGAUCCUCAGUCAAAACCACCAGGAAAAUUAUGGAGCCCAAAGGAAACCGAGAGCGUGAACAUGACCACCACCACGUCUUUACCAAGCACAUCAACAGCACUCCGUAACUCUCCAACCCCUGUCUCAUUUUUGAACUAUUACAUUGUCAUUAGUUGUGUGCUGGUUUUGCUGACCUCAGCAAUGGUGAUUAUCGCUUACAGGUUACGAAAGAGAAAAGGUUUACAAAAGGUUCCGAUCACAGAUGACAACAAGCAAAAGCAGGAUGCCUCAGUGAGCGAAACACCUGAUUAUCAGCGCCUGUUACCCAGUGAGAGGUGCCUUAAGGAGCCAUCCAUGACUUCAUCAGACAGCCAGAGUCAGCCAGACUCGAGUCACAGCAGCGCUGACUGGCUGGAGCGCACCAGUCAGGAGGAGUCCAUACCAGAGCAGCUGUCCGUCUCCAGCCCCUUCAAUCUCAGCAUCACGGCCACCUUCAACUGUCAGCUGAACCCCACGGCAGCGUCCUGCUCCAUCCCUCUCAAUACAUCUGCUCGGACAUCCCAUGUUGAAGCUCCGGUGCCGCUUUCUCAAGAAGAGGUCUGUGUAUCCUGCCAGCAAGAGGACGGCAAAGAAGCUCUGCAGUCAGUGCAGGAGAGUGGCCUGUGUGUCUUCUGAUUGGGCUGAUCGAAUGUACAGUAUACGUUUCGAUAAAUGCACUUACGAGUUCCUAAAUGCAAUCUGAUGUUAAACUGAAAAAAAAAGACAUAUAUUGCAUUAUUGCAAAGAGAAUUAAAACACUUUAAAAUGAAAAUUGGUUGACUCCCGGGCCAUCCAGGAUGUAGAUGAGUUCCUGGAAACAGAUUUGGAGAAAUGUAGCAUUACAUCACUUGCUUACCUAUAGAGUGAAUGGAUGCCGUCAGAAUAAGUCCAAACAGCUGAUUAAAACUUCUCUAUAAUCCAUUCCACUCCAGUCCAUCGAUUUUUCAAAAAGCUGUGACACAAACGCAUCAUUGGUCGCAUAUUUUUCACUUUUUCUGCCGGAGCGUGCCGAGCGCUGAGCACUGAUCAUUCAGGCGUUUGUUUUUCUCGCUGCUGAGUUCAACUUUGGGUAAAAAUGCUACACUCUCACUGUCACUUUCUAGUCAGCCAACCAGUCAGAAUAACGGAGGUGCGGGACUACCAACAGCAAGUGAAGUAAUGAUCAUUUUUUUCAAAUGUGGCCCAAUUAAAAAUGUAUUAUGUUUAUUAUGUAAGUCUGACAUGUAAAAUGUGCGUUUUUCUCUGUCCAAUGUUUGUAUCUGAAGAGCGGUAUUUAAAGGCAGAUUUAGUUUUGUUUGGGGUAAAUUGCAUUUACACAUGAUUGCUUGCACGCCUAAAAAAAGUAAUAAUUUGGAUUAGACAAAGUCUGUUGCCCAAAACUCACCAAAUAGGUUAAGUUGAUGCUUAUCAUUUAAAAUACAAAUAUUGCCCCUACUGACAUAAAGGUCGACCACGACCACAAAUAAAUAAAUGAAUAUUUUUUAUAUAUGUAUAUACAUGAAGCUAGUGCCUCCCAGUGGUAGGUAAUUUCUCUACCUCCAUUUCCAAAGAUGUUUCACUGUCUAUAUUUUAAUAUUUUGUCCUAUCAUUUAUUGUAAAAUAGGUACAGCCUUCUAUUACAGUGCAGGUUGUCCAAUAGUUUUAGAUGUUAUAUAUCUAAAAAAAUUUAGAUAUUAUAUCUGAAGAUGAAGAUUCAGCAUUUUGUAUAUUUCAUUGCCAAGUAUAUAGUCAAAUGUUAUGGCAGACUAUGUAUAUACUUUUUUUUAAAAAAAAUGUUUAUGUUUUGAACAUGUAAAGAUUUUGUUUUUUGUACAAUUUUUGUAUAUGCACUUUAUAAAGCACAGUUCUAUUAA